Schistosoma spindalis is the source of this 1621-nucleotide messenger RNA. The record is from the annotation of a GenBank genome assembly. NCBI's taxonomy places the organism in Eukaryota, Metazoa, Platyhelminthes, Trematoda, Strigeidida, Schistosomatidae.
UAUGCAAUAGAACGACUCCGCGGGUUUUCAAAUCCUGAAUAUGUUUACGCUUUUCCCUUCUGUCUUACUGUGUGUUACUUUCCUACCAUUACAUCGAACAAUAACGUUUUCCGCGCUGCCAUCAAAUGUAACCCUGUCCGGAUCUUAUCUCAAAUUAUCUUGUUCCUCUAAAAAUCAAAUAUUUCCUAUUAUAUGGAGUCAUAACGGCAAGGAUAUAGCAGAAAACUGUCGAUUUUAUAUGGAAAAUCAUCGUUACAUAUGCAACAGACUUAACGAUGUAUAUGAAAUUUACAUACCGAACGUUAAAUUCGAGGACAGGGGUAACUGGUCUUGUGCCCACGGGCCAAAAUCUCAAAAAGCUAUUAAUAUUGAUGUCUUGGUAAAAGCAGAUGUUUAUCCACCGAAACUGUUGACACUUCCAACUAAUGUUAAGCCUAUAAAUCAAAAUCCUACAAUCAUUAAUAAAGUUGAUUCAACCCGAUUACAAGAAAAAUCUAUGAUUGGACAUAUUUAUGGUCUAGGUACUUUAAAUAAUCCAAUUGAUUUAAUCAAUAAGAAAGCAUACACAGAAAAUGGAAUUUUUAUUGAGUGUACAACAUCUUGUGCAACAUCAGUUAAAGGUAUUUAUUGGAAGGCGAAAAAUUCAACAUGGACUCAUAGUUUACAUGUGCAAUCAGGCAUUAAUAAUGAUGAUGAUGACGAUUAUGUCGAUGACAGUUUAUACAAUCGAAUUCACAGAUUAUCCUAUAAAUCAGAAUAUACUAAUCCUAUUUGUGAGGUUGGUUUAAAAUCAGUUAAAAGUCGCAUACAAAUUAAAUGUGCAUCUGGACAAAGUCAAACACCAUCAAAACUUUUAUCGCAUACAUUAGUUGGAUUAAAUAAAAUCACUUGUUUUCCAUAUUAUGAUAAAGAAAUGGAAAAUAAAUUGUCUAAAUUAACACGUUACAAUGAAGAACAUAAAGGAGUUAGUUCACAAUUUAUAGUGCAUAACAAAAAUAAUCCACCUGAUAUAACUCAGUCUGAUUGUUUCAUUGAUGAUGGUAAUGGUCAUUCACAAGCAGCUGCUUGUAUUUAUGUUUUGUGUCCUGGUCAACCAGUGGCUUGGUUUACAUUUGGGGAAAAAGUCGCCCUUGGUUCAUCUGCCGCUUUAUUUUUUGUCUUAAGCAUAUUAUUUUGUUACAUAACACGUCAACGUCGACGGGCUAAACGAAAAGCAGAUAUGUCACCUGGACAACAACAUGAAAUUGAACUGAUGUUGUGAAAUAUUCCUCAAUCUUCCAUUUUCUACUUGCAUUGAAACCGGAGUACCAUAAAUCCUAUCUAUUUUCACUGAAUGGAGUUUGAUAUUGAUUAAGAUCAUAACGAAUAUCCCUUUAUAAAUGUGUACUUCAGUGUGAAUUUAUCUUAAUACAUUGUAUCAAUUGCUCUUUUUAAAUUAUUUCAUCUACUUUCAUCUUAUAUUUUUUACAGAAACAAAUCAUACUGUACAGUUAAUAAUUAUUUUGUAUAAUCUGUAUCAUAUUUCUUUUUUAUGUAACCUUUUGUUUUUAUUCUGUGUUUUAGUAUUGUUUAAAUGUGUAUGUAUAUUACGGAGAUAUAUAUUACACAUCUAUCAACGGUG